Molecule: messenger RNA, 5595 nt
Organism: Anneissia japonica
Lineage: Eukaryota; Metazoa; Echinodermata; Crinoidea; Comatulida; Comatulidae
Product: glycoprotein 3-alpha-L-fucosyltransferase A-like
Exons: 3
Coding region: 1960-3264 (434 amino acids)
Cellular component (GO): membrane
Molecular function (GO): alpha-(1->3)-fucosyltransferase activity
Source: RefSeq, a predicted model, not a curated record
CUAAUUGUCGGCCGCCGCACGAGAGCACAUCGCGUUACGCUACUGAGCAUGGAUAACUGUUCUAGCUGGGUACUAAAUUCCGUAAUAACUAAAAGACCCGUCUUAAGUUUCCGCCUUUUUUACACCCUGGUUUAUAAAAUCGUUGAGGAAAAUCGGCAUCGAGGAUAUAGCGUAAAGUUGUGCUCGUCGUCAGUCAAUAGAACAUUCAAAAUUAGUAAGUAGUAAAAUAACUGAGCUCACCUUUCGCCCACUGUUGGUCCACCAUUGAACUCAUGGGUACGCUUCCUUUUCUUCCUCUUUCCUCCCUUUAACUCUUCUCAAUUAUUUUCUCCUUUUCAAUUUUUCGCCGGGACUGACAGUGGGAACGGCCUCCCGUGAACCCCCGCUGGAUCCCCGCUGGAUCCGCCCCUGAAUAGCAGCGUCAUUUUGUAAGCUGAAUGUAUGUGAUCCAUAAAGCCUUGAGAGAGGUGCUUGUAUUAGUUUAAUCAUGUGUCAUACUAAUAUAGGGCCUAAUUCUUGUACCGUAAAUCUAAAUGUCGGAAAUGCCCUGUCCGUAUAGCAUAUAAUUCUUCUUAUUUUUCUUCUUUUUUUUUUUUUCUAAUUUUACGGUAAGAUAUAUUUUUUUCACAAAUUGCUUCACAGCAUUACGACUGAAUUUACAAUGGUAUGGUAAAAUAAUGGAAGCAAUUAAAAAAAACUUAAGAAUUAACUAUUACAGCUGACAUAUAAAAGUGUCAAUAAUAAUGUAAUAUACAAAGAUGCAAAAUGUUCUGUUUUUAAGUUAUGAUAACGAUAACAAUUGAAAAUAGUUUUGGAAAUGGUUUAAAAAUAGGACAUACCACUAAUUUUUAUACGAUGUCAAAUGUUCACACCUUGUAAUUAAAAAUUAAACUGAGGUCAUUUUUAUUUUUGGGGGUAAAGGCUGUCUUUCAAUAGGCGAGUUUAUUCGCGCGAAUUUUGGCUUAUACACGCGAGGUAUAAAUUUCCACUACAAAUUUCCUUACUUGCGCAUGCUUAUAAGAACAAAAUUGGCGAUUCACGCGAAUAAAUUUGCCUCUGAAAACAACAAGGGUUCAUAAUUGGCACUACUAACAACAGGGUUCAUAAUUGCUCCCACUAACAAGACCAGUCGCAUAAAUGGCGUGGUUGGUUAGACCCCCGUUCCGCAACAUUUUAGCCCACGACCCAAAUUAUAUAUCAAGCACUCAGACGCGACCCAUCAAACCGGAAGUCAAAUUUCUCAUCUGAAUUUCAUGGGGAAAUCAUGGACCUAUGAUUAUAGGUCCAUGGGGAAAUGAUUGAAUACGGUAUUAUUAUUUCUUUAGUUUGAGUGAAUUAAGUCAAUAUAUAUGUCUGUCGUUUUAUACGCGCGAGGGGUAUUAGAAGAGCUCACUUGAUUCUUUUGGCAAUCGAUUAAAAGAUAGGCCUACUCCAAAGAUCACCCGCGCAAUCAAUUAAAAACCCAUAAAAAUGAAUUAUAACUUUGAAUUACUCAUUUAACAAAGCGUAAGUUAUCAAUGUUCCAAUAAAAUUUUUAAAAAUGAAUUAUUUACAGACAUUUUACUAUAGGCCUAAACAAAUUCAUAGAUUUGCUGCCAGAAAUAGGCCUAUGGGUUAGGCCUAUGCGAAGACAUUGACACAUUAAAUUUAAGAGAAAAAUGUUUUGUUCUUUUAAUUUUCAGCUGAAAGCCAAACACACCGAAAGGAACAAAAGUAACACUUUCAAGUUGUCAUACCUGAAGUAGGCUACAAAUGUUUUGAUAGAGACAAGUUACGACUCAAGUUCCCAAGCCUUGCAGGAUCUUAAAUGGGCCUGUCAUCUGGAGUGUUGCAUUGAUAUAAUUCAUUGAGGUGUGACAAAAGCCUACCUAUGCUGGCGUUACUGUACUUGCAAGCACAACUCCAAUCCUCAGCUGAAAUUAUUUAUGAAGAUAAUCAAUUGAUUACGUAAUUAUAACUAUGGCUUUAGAGAUUUUGAAAAGGUGUCGCAUAUACCAUGUAUUUGCUAUAAUGUGUAUCAUAGCAUCUGUGAUGACAAUCACCAACCUAUUUUACGUCAUCAAAUCCGUCUGCUGUAGGUCAGCAGAUAUGAACGUACUACGCGGAAAACUUCCCGAGCCAAUGGAGCCAAUUCGUGUGGUCGAUAGUAAAAUGGAGCCAGACGUGCUAGAAUUACAUAGGCCUAAGCAGAGUAUCGGCAUAGGCCCACUCAAUGAAACGCAAAAUAAACGAAAACAAUGGAAGAUUCUAGUCUUUGUUGGUAUAGACAUUCUAAAACAAUGGAGAGGAUUUGCGAAAUUAUCGGCCAUGAAAAAACAUGAUAUAUCGUAUACAGCAACAAUAGAAUGUCCUAAACAUAAUCAAUCUAUUUUUCUAACACUUGGCUCAGAUGUUAAACUACUGGACAACCAAGACUCAGCAGUGUUCGGCAUGGCACCAGAUACAUUGCGUAUCAAAUGGGGGGAACUACGAAAAAUAAAUAAUAGAUUCAGGAGUCAAAGCUGGAUAUUUUUUGGUUUAGAAACACCACUGAGGACGAAGAGACUGAUAAAAGACAUAGGUGAAUUCAAAGUCGAUUACACGUGGUCUUAUAUUAGUUCGGCUGACAUCCAAAUGCCGUACGCAUACUUUAAACCACUUUUGGAUAAUAAAAACAAAAAAUUAGUGAACGUUGCCAAAACUAAGAACAGGCUUAUUGCAUGGAUGGGAAAUAACUGCAAGAAUGAGGCUUUCUGGCCUAGAAUGAAAUUCAUAGAGAAACUAAAUAAUGUUAUUGGUGUAGACACAUAUGGAAAAUGCGGCCGUCUUGAAUGUCAGUCAGAAAAUUGCACCGAAGAGAUGUCGCAUUACAAAUUCUUCUUGGCUUUAGAAAAUGCCGAAUGCGACGAGUACAUUACGGACCAGUUUUGGCUGACAAGUUUGGCAAAUAACGUCGUUCCGAUUGUGUAUGGUCCACGAAAAGAAGAUUAUUUCCGAUUUGCUCCUCGCUAUUCUUUUAUACACGUCGGUGACUUCCAGAAUAUUUCACUUCUUGUCGAUUUUAUUAACAUAUUAAAUAGGAAUGAUAAUCUUUAUAAUAAGUUCUUUCAGUGGAAAGGGACGGGGAAAAUCAACAAUGUGUACUCUGGUUUAAAGCCUUCAUCAUUUUGCAGUCUAAUACCAACACUGAAAAAUGGACCUAAAAUUCGGAAACCUUUAAAAUUAGGAUCAUGGUUCCAAUCUUGUAGGAGAGAAUCAAAUUCGGCUAAUAAAAUAUUUACAUAAAUAUUUUAUAUGUAUUUUAACCUGUUAGUGGCGGUUAUUAUCGCUUUUGGUUAGUACGGUACGAAUAAAAAAAAAAUAAUUCACGUGACGACAUCUGAUGCACUAAAAAAAUGGGAGACCGAUUUUUCUUUGUUAGACCAUUCAGAGAAAGCCUGCAACGAUUGUAAGCCUGCAAAAAUGCAAAAAAAAAAAGGAGAACACAAAGCCGGUUUUCCACUAGGCACAAAUUCGAAAGCGUCGGUUCAUGCACGCGCAUUCACGUUUCUAUCGGAGUUUUCGCUUCAGCGCGCGGAAUCGGUAGUUCGAACUGUCUACUUUUUGCGAAGCGAUGAAAAUGCACAACUAAUCAGAGGUGGUCAGGAAGUGAACCGACGCUUUCCAUUCGCGUGAAUAAAUUCGCCUAGUGGAAAACCGGCUUAAAAGGACGGUUAGGAACAAUUUGGUUCGGGGCCAAAAUCGGUCCGCCGGACCGAUUUUCCGCUUGUUUUCCGCUUACGAAUUUAUUCGCGCGAGUCGAAAGUGUCUGUUCAUGCGCAUUUACAUUUCUAUCGGAGUUUUCGCUUCAGCGAAAUCGGUAGUUCAAACAUUACUUUUUGCGAAUCAAUAAAGGUGCGCAACCAAUCAGAAUUCAGGAAGCGAAACGAUGUCUUUAAUUUUCGCGAAUAAAUUCGCCGAGUGGAAAACUUGCUUCAGGUAAGCAAUAGGUUUUGGCGGAAAGAACGAUUCCUAAGCUUUUGUGGACCCGCACAUUUUUAUCCAGCCAAUCAGAGUAUUAAUAAUUAUGCCUACAGUGGGAAAACAAAAAGAUAGUCCAGUCAGUCUACGAAAAAAAGGGGUCAACCCGGAACAAUUUGCAUUAGUAACGAAAAUAAUUGUUUUCAACUUGAGGAAUAACAAAUCAAAAAUCUAGAUCUAGAAAGAUCUCGGCGCUAAUGCACUUUAGUACUGUAACACUUCUAUCUACAAAAAUUGUCUUUUUACCUACUGUGUGUACCUAGCAAUAUCUUACGAUGCUUCUUCAUUCAGAUUCUGCUUAAUAACGUCGGUUUUUAGCACUUUAUUACUAAAAAUCACGGCUUUAACGCCUAAUAUGGCUCCAUCCUUUCCUUCAUCUCCUAUGGCGAAUUGGCGAAUGAGCCUGUUGCCAGAAUUCAAACUUUAUGAGUUGGUGUUGCCAGUAUUAGUAUAUCAAAAUCAAGCGUCAGAUAUUCAGAACUUAUUUGUAGAGCGAAACUCCACUACGGUACUGUACAACAGUAUGACGAGUUCGAUGCCGGGGUUCGAUGGCUCGUGAAAGAAGGGAAAAGGAAGGCAGCAGAACAUGCAUACAUUAUGAAAGAAUGUAUAAAUAAUAUAUGUAGGUCCUAAAUGCAAUGUCUUAAGUGUAAUAAUGGCCAUGAUUGACAAAUGAUUGGUUUAUUGUAAUAAUUGUUGGGUCUAAAUGUAAUACGGGUCCUAUGUGUAAUCAUUUUAGGGUCUAAAUGUAAUAAAGGCUCUAAGUGUAAUAAUUUUUUAAUCUAAACGUAAUGUUUAGACUCAAGUAAUGUUAAACGUAAAGGUCCAUAUUUAAUAAUUUUUGGGUCUAAAUGUAAUAUAGGUCAUAAACGCAAUGUCCUAAUUGUAAUAAUGGCCAUGAUUGACAAUGAUUAAUUGACUGUAAUAAUUUUUGGUCUAAAUGUAAUACAGUUCCUAUGUGUAAAUAUGUCUAAAUGUAAUAAAGUUUUUAAGUGCAAUAAUUGUUGGGAAAUGGAGUUACAAAUGGAUGCAAUAGACUGGGACCUGUGUUGGAAGAGAAAUUAAUUCAAUGUUACAUAUAAAAAAAAUUGCACAGUUCAAUUUUAAAUUUUUUACAUAGACUAUUACCUACAAAACAUAGACUAAAUGUAUGGAAAUUAUCUGCAACCAAUCUAUGUGAGUAUUGUAAUAUUACUGAAAAUGAAGAGCACAUGCUAUGUAAAUGCAAAGAUAUAGAAGCAUGUUGGACGAAAUUACACACUAUGAUGCGAUCAUGUUUUAAAAUCUAUGAUAACUUACAAUGGAACAAAAUCGUUAUUGGAAGCUAUAGCGAAAGAUUGAACGAAAUGAUUUCAAUUUUGACGUUUUGUAUUUAUAAAGUUAAAAUAAUGAAUAGAUUAUGUUUGAGGACAAAAUGUCCUUGUGUGAUGUUUUUAUCUGAACUAACCAGACUAAUUACAUGUGAAUUUUUAAUUAAUAAGGAAAAAGCAAAAAAUAAAUGGUGCAUGGUCUAUCUAGAUAAGCUUAAAUAAAUAUAUGUAUAAAUAAAUGUGUGAUGGCUGACUUCUACGGAAGACAAGUAAUAGAAGAAAAUGA